AUGGCAAACACUCCUCAUGGCGGUGUCCUCAAGGACCUUUUAUCUCGAGAUCAGCCCAUUCGGGGCGAGCUUCUCAAGGAGUCGGAGACUCUUGCCUCCAUUCUGCUGUCGGAGCGUCAGCUCUGUGAUCUGGAGCUGAUUCUCUCCGGCGGCUUCUCUCCUCUGGAGGGCUUCAUGAACGAGAAGGAUUACAAUGGCGUUGUCAACGAUCUGCGUCUGGCCGACGGCGCUCUGUUCUCCAUGCCCAUCACUCUGGAUGUGUCCCAGGAGGACAUUGACGAGCUCAAGCUCAAGGCUGGGGGCCGAUACACUCUGCGGGACUUCCGAGACGACUCUCCUCUUGCAAUCAUCACUGUCGACGACAUCUACCGUCCCGACAAGGCUGUGGAGGCCAAGAAAGUCUUCCGAGGCGACCCCGAGCACCCUGCCGUCAAGUACCUGUACAACACCGCCAAGGAGUUCUACGUGGGCGGUAAGAUCCAGGCUAUCAACAAGCUUAACCACUACGACUACGUCGGUCUGCGGUACACUCCCGCAGAGCUGCGUCAGGAGUUUGGCAAGCUGGGCUGGAACAAGGUGGUGGCUUUCCAGACCCGUAACCCCAUGCAUCGAGCCCACCGAGAGCUGACGGUGCGGGCUGCUCGAUCGCGACAGGCCAACGUGCUGAUCCACCCCGUGGUUGGUCUCACCAAGCCCGGAGACAUUGACCACUUUACCCGAGUGCGAGUCUACCAGGCCCUGCUGCCCCGGUACCCCAACGGAAUGGCUCUGCUGGGUCUGCUGCCCCUGGCCAUGCGAAUGGGAGGUGACCGAGAGGCCAUGUGGCACGCCAUUAUCCGAAAGAACUACGGAGCCACUCACUUCAUUGUGGGCCGAGACCAUGCUGGUCCCGGCAAAAACUCCAAGGGCGAGGAGUUCUACGGCCCUUACGAUGCCCAGAAGCUCGUGGAGAAGUACAAGGACGAGCUGGGAAUCGAGGUGGUGCCUUUCCAGAUGAUGACCUACCUGCCCGACUCGGACGAGUACAUGCCCAAGGAUGAAGUUCCCGAGGGAACCAAGACCCUGGACAUUUCCGGAACCGAGCUGCGAAAGCGACUCAAGUUUGGUCUGCCCAUCCCCGAGUGGUUCUCCUACCCCGAGGUUGUCAAGGUGCUGCGAGAGUCCCAUCCUCCUCGAGCCAAGCAGGGCUUCACCAUUUUCCUCACUGGCCACUACAACUCCGGCAAGGACGCCAUUGCCCGAGCGCUGCAGGUGUCUCUGAACCAGCAGGCCGGCCGAACCACCACCCUGCUUCUUGGCGAGACGGUGCGAUCUGAGCUGUCUGCUGAGCUCGGAUUCUCGCGAGAAGACCGACACAAGAACGUGCAGCGAAUUGCCUUUGUGGCUGCCGAGCUCACCCGAGCCGGAUCCGCCGUCAUUGCCGCUCCCAUUGCUCCCCAUGAGGCUGGCCGAAAGGAGGCCCGAGAGACUGUUGAGCAGGGCGGCAACUUCUUCCUGGUCCAUGUCAACACUCCUCUGGAGUACUGCGAGGCUACCGACCGAAAGGGUCGGUUUGCUGCCGCCAAGCGGGGUGAGAUCAAGGGCUUCACCGGUGUCGAUGACGAGUACGAGGUGCCCAGCAAUGCUGAUCUGGUCGUGGAUGCUUCCCAGACACAGGUCCGAACCAUUGUUCACCAGAUCAUUCUCCUGCUGGAGUCCCAGGGCUUCUUCGGCAACUAA
Messenger RNA from Yarrowia lipolytica CLIB122, 1719 nucleotides. RefSeq lists its product as uncharacterized. Gene Ontology annotation, biological process: sulfur amino acid metabolic process. Gene Ontology annotation, molecular function: ATP binding; sulfate adenylyltransferase (ATP) activity; adenylylsulfate kinase activity. The record is from RefSeq and is a predicted model, not a curated record. Gene Ontology annotation, cellular component: cytoplasm. NCBI's taxonomy places the organism in Eukaryota, Fungi, Ascomycota, Dipodascomycetes, Dipodascales.